CUGGCAACAGCAAUUACAACAACUGUCGGUUGUCCUUGUUCCUCCUCCUCUUGUGGGCAAGAGGCGUGGCGUGUCGCAGCCAAUCCGCUCCCUUAGCAACGGUGUCAGGUUUACCUUAGCAACGCCUCUACAGGUGCAGGUGUGAGCCGUUGCUCGGCGAGAGAAAGGACUUGCGAAACGAAGGAGAGCUACAGGGCCCACGCUCGCCCCCUCGCCCCCUCGCCCCGGUGCUAUGGCAGAGCCUCCUGGCGAUGAGCCAGCACCUGAGAAUGGGGAGAACCCCGAGCAUCCCGGCCAGGGGCCCCCCAGGCAGCCCAGCCAGACAGCCCCCAGUGGUCAGGAUCCCUGGAUUCCACCACACCCAGACCACCAUGAACCUGGGGAAGGCCAGGGCCCUGGCCAGCCAAGCUACAUUCCGUAUCCCGGCCAGACACCAGGUCAUGUCCCCUCUCAGCAACCCCAGGGCAGCAUCUACCAGCCUCAGCAACCCAGGCUCAGCGUCUACGAUCAGCCAGAAGGAAGAGGUGGCAUGUAUCAGCCUCAGCAGGCGAGGGGAGCCCUUUUUCAGACAAGGGACCCCAGGAGUGGCAUUACUUGGCAGCAGCAGCAACCGCCAGUGCAGGCGAGGGGGAGCUUUCACCAGGCUCAGGACCCAAUGGGAGGCAUGUACCAGCCGCCAGAUCAAGGGCCACCGCCAGGACCAACAGGCAGCUUCCAUGGGCAGAUGGCAAGAAGCAGCCAAAUCCUGCAACAUGAAAUGGGAGGGCACGGCCCUUAUCAAACUCAUGAGCCUGGUUAUGGCCUUUAUCAGCUGGGGGCCGGCUUGUUGGAAGAUCAGAUCCCUGAUCCGGGACCCAGAGAGUUGGCGAUAAAGAAUGCCAAAGCCUAUCUGCUGAAAACGAGCGUCAAAACUGGCGUGAGCUUGUAUGACCAUCUUGCUGACAUGCUGUCCAAGAUUCUGGAUGAGCGGCCUGAAAACCCAGCUGACAUAAUUGAGAACAUCAGUAAGGAUAUAAAGUGUGCUCGAUUCCAGAAGAAACUGGACACUCUCAGAGAUGAAUAUGAGAAACAUCCAACUUUUGAACUGGCUGAAAUGUAUAAGACAUUGUUCCAAAAGGGUGGUGGAGAGGGAACAGACCAAGAACUAGAAGAGGAGUUGCCAGAAACGCCUCUACCCAACGUAAUGGAGACAGCCUUCUAUUUUGAACAGGCUGGAAUUGGUUUGAGCUUGGAAGAAUACUACCACAUAUUCCUGGCCCUCAAACAGCUGGUCAGCACGCAUCCAAUCCAGACUUGUCGCUUCUGGGGCAAAAUCCUAGGCAUUGAAGCAAACUAUAUUGUUGCUGAAGUUGAGUUCCGUGAGGGAGAGGAGGAGGAAGAAGCAGAGGAGGAAGAAAUUGUUGAGGAGGGGCUGAAAGAGGGAAGCGAAAAUAGAGACGACGAAGAAGAUGAAGAUGAAGAAAAGGACGAGCCACCAAAGCCAAACUACAAGCCACCACCAGUAAUACCGAAGGAAGAAAAUCGAACUGGCGCCAAUAAAUUCACUUAUUUUGUUUGCAAUGAACCAGGCAAACCCUGGGUGAGAUUACCCCAGGUGACACCUACGCAGAUAGUGAAUGCCCGGAAAAUCAGGAAGUACUUUGUCGGAAGGCUAGAUGCUCCCAUUGUGAGUUACCCGCCUUUCCCAGGAAAUGAGUCCAAUUAUCUGCGGGCCCAGAUUGCCCGCAUUUCAGGGGCGACCCAGAUCAGUCCACUGGGCUUUUAUCAGUUUGGAGAAGAGGAAGGAGAUGAAGAGGAAGAGGGUGGAGCUGGAAGAGAUAGUUAUGAGGAAAAUCCUGACUUUGAACCCAUUUCUGUGGCAGAGCUGGUAGAGUCCCUUUCCAACUGGGUGCACCACAUACAGAAUAUUCUAAUGCAGGGACGCUGUACCUGGGUUAAUCCAUUUCAAAAAUCAGAGGAAGAAGAAGAAGAGGAUGAGGAAGAGGAGAAAGAUGAACAAGAAGAAUCACAAGAAAUAGGACCCCCACUUCUCACACCGCUCUCCGAAGAUGCAGACAUUCAAAACAUCCCACCAUGGUCAACCGAGACAUCAACCAACUUAAUUCCUCAAUAUGCCCUUGCAGUUCUUCAGGCCAACUUAUGGCCUGGGGCAUACUCCUUUGCUCUAGGAAGGAGAUUUGAUAACAUAUACAUUGGCUGGGGUCACAAAUACAGUCCAGAUAAUUUCAGCCCUCAAUUACCACCACCAGUGCAGAACGAAUAUGUUAGCGGGCCAGAAAUCACAGAAUCAACAGACCCAACUGUGGAAGAAGAGCAGGCACUCAAGGCUGCGCAAGAGGAGGCAUUGGCAGCUGAAGAGAUGGAAGAGAUGGAAGAGGAAGAGGAUGAAGAUGAGGAUGAUUAAACUCCAAAGAGCGAUAUUUGUUGUAGUAUUGUUUUUCUAAACAUGUAUAAACUUUUCUACUAUUGUAUUAGAAUAAGCACAGUAUAAUA
Molecule: messenger RNA, 2493 nt
Organism: Rhineura floridana
Lineage: Eukaryota; Metazoa; Chordata; Lepidosauria; Squamata; Rhineuridae
Product: radial spoke head protein 6 homolog A-like
Exons: 6
Coding region: 233-2404 (723 amino acids)
Biological process (GO): axoneme assembly; cilium assembly; cilium movement involved in cell motility
Cellular component (GO): radial spoke; axoneme
Source: RefSeq, a predicted model, not a curated record